AUGACCAUUACAGGCGCUGCACCGGCGCAUUAUGACUCGAAUUUCGCUUGUUGCGGAGGCUGCUCCUCUUCUAAACGCGAGGACGCUUACAAUGGGAAAUUUUCGACUGGAUCGCUCGUGUUUAUCUGGGACAUCAAGCUCAAGACAGACCCGCAACCAGCGUGUUUGAUGACGUUCCCGUAUGAUCCAGUACUGAAUGAACAAGUCGGUCAGCGACGCGUAAGAAGUGGCCGACGUGUAGGCGCGAGUUACCCGAUCGACAAUGACUAUGACUAUUUGUGCUGCGAACAACGUGGCACAUGUCGUACUCUCAAUGAAGACGCAUCCGGAAAAUGUCAAUGUGUUAAACGAUGGGGAUUCACUGGAGAUCACUGCCAAAACAGCGUAUAUGACGUUGCAGCGAUUGCCAACGACGAGGUAUAUCCAAAUAUCACGAACCUGUCGUCGGUAGAUCACUUGUUGCCUGAUCUGCGCUCAUAUUUUCUUUCUUUUGACUACGACGUAGCAAUAACGAGUGCAGCUUCAUCAAAUAUUUCGACUGGAUUCCUAGAAGUCUUCGAAAUGGGCUCCUAUCGUCAAUUUGGCUGGUCAACUACGGUAUUCUUCGUGCUUGCAUCAGCAUUUUUUGCACUUAUUUUUAUUGGCCACGCGAUGUGGAAAGUAUGUUUCUCUAAUUGCAAUUGUCGACGAUAUACCAAGUUCAAGAUCUACAGCAAACGCCAGAAAAUUAUAUGGGGCUCCUUCAUGAUGCUGUUUAUUUUCGUAAGUACUGCGGCGGCUUUGAUGACUUUUUUCGUGGUAUACAACGACAUCAAGCCUCUCGCUGAAUCGGUAUUUACCGUACUGAAUGAAACACUUCCAAGUAAUUUAACAACAUUCGAGACGAACUUCCUAUCACCAAUGGAUGAACUCCUGUCGAGUGGAUAUCGGGAAUCCACCAACGAUUCUCUUUUCCUUCGUGAUACCCAGGAGCAUUCUUUAGUCGAUAUAGAACCUCAUAUAUUCCUGGAUAACCAAAGCUACGCAGGAGAUGCCAUAGGAAAGCCGAUAUUCCAUCUACUUGAUCCUCUUACCAGUUAUUCUGUACUUUAUCCAACAGUCAAUAAUAACUCGGUAAACUGUGACAACAUGAAUAUUACCCAGCCAAGUGUCACGUCUCGAAUGACAAUCGGCGGGAAAACUGGUUGUUUCAAGUGCAAAACAUGCUUAACGAUCGUGGAUUUAAUAGCUGAGGCUAAACUUUCUUGGCGAAAACAAAUAUUUGAAGUGCAGAUCGACAUGCUGACGGCAAAAAAUGAUCUCAAAACCUUUAGCCUCACAAGCAACACGCUAGCGCCGUCGAUUAAGAAUUUUCUGGAUCGAAUGCAUUUAAUGUGCAGUGACUUUCGUGUGGUUAACGGCAGAUUUGCUGUAGCUUACGAUACCAUUGCGCAAGAGAUGCAACAAGUAUCGCUGUUUGGGUUAUAUGUGCUUUGUACCCUCUGUGGUUUAUCAGUUCUACUCAGUGCAAGUGCUUUUGCACAUGGAAUUCUGACGGGUAAGCGUAAAAUUGGUCGCACAACAUGCUUUUUCGUCGAGAUUGCGUUCCUGAUCUCAUUAAUUCUAACCGGGGUACUUUACACAAUGAGUCUCAUGAUUCAAGACGGAAUCGUGAUUUUACAACGUCUCGAGGAGAAUACGUAUGCAUUUCUGCCUUCGAUUCAGUCAGCGGAGGAUGUGAAUAGGCUUCUUUUUGAUCAGAACUUUGUAGAGGCGACAGGAAUGGAUGGAAUCCUUGCGUUUAGUGACACCCUUCGCGUUCCUCCACAUCCGACACCUGCAACGGACGAGCCUAAUCGAUUUAAUUUCACAGAACUGUACGAUAUGCCAGAGCUUUUUGCAUUGGAGAUACUCACAGCUCGACCAGAAGAAUCUUUAAUCGAGCUGUUUGCAUGGAAUGAAGAAUUUGUAACGGAUCAUUACGAGGAGCUGAAAAAACUUGCCUUGGUCGACUCUGAAGUUGCCACGCCAUACAACAAAACGAUACAUCAGGAGCUCCUUAACUCAACGAUACAGAAACUCAUGGAUCCUGACAGUGAUGGCCAACUCGUGACAUCAAACGAUGUUCUGGAAAUCCAUACUGUUUUCAACGAAAGCUGGAGAGGAAUCAGCGACAAAGGUCUGGAACUAAACACGAAAAUUCAAACGCAGUGGCUAUUCGUUGCGCAACUAUACUACCAGAAACAGAAUCUAGAAACAUACAUUGCAACCGUCUCCGGUUAUAUCAGCAAAAUCCAUCAGCCACUGGUUGAUUUAGUUAUCAAAACGCAGGCUAUGGAAAACGCUGAGUUCCAACUGAAAGCCCCCGUCGAAUUCGUGACCGACUCAAUACGCGCCAGCAAGAUUGCCGACUGCAAUUUCAACGGAAACUGUGCUUGGUUUCGCUCGGCGCUCAACAAUUUGUUCGAUCUUUUCCAGCAAAUGGUACUAAAGGCUGAGCGCGCUGCCAUUUCCUGCGCCGUCACUUCAACGACACUUUUGCUCUCAGUGCUUUGCACCAACGCAUUCACUUCUAGAAUGCGACGCAACGUGAUCAAAGUGUAUUCUUCUGGUUGA
Messenger RNA from Phytophthora nicotianae INRA-310, 2595 nucleotides. RefSeq lists its product as hypothetical. The record is from RefSeq and is a predicted model, not a curated record. The transcript has 4 exons. The coding region runs from base 1 to 2595 and encodes 864 amino acids. NCBI's taxonomy places the organism in Eukaryota, Oomycota, Peronosporomycetes, Peronosporales, Peronosporaceae.